AUGGGUGAUGAUUCCAAAGUCGUGGUGAGUGCUAGUGCGUCUACAACAAAAGAGGAACGUCCCUCGUGUGAUUACUCUACCUCGGUUACUUUUGACAAAUUGAAUGGCUCCAAUUAUGCCUCUUGGUAUCGUGGCGCGCGUAUUACAAUUACUAGUCGUCGUAUGACAAGUUGGAUAAAUGGGAAGAAGCAUGCUCCGUCUUCAGAUGCCGCUGCCUAUGCCGAAUGGAAAGAAGAUAAUUGCCUAGUGCAGUCAUGGCUUCUCAAUUCCAUGACUAAGCCAGUUCGUGCCUUAUUUGAACAUGGUGAUACUGCUUUUGAUAUAUGGGAGGCCGCCCGGAAGACCUAUACUGUGACUCAGAAUAGUUCUUGGUUGUUUCAACUUCGACGACAAUCCAUACUUACAUGUCAGAAUGAUGAAUCUGUCAAAGUGUUCUAUGAAAAACUCCAUGCUGUCUGGCAGAAGAUUGAUUGUAUGCAUCCACAUGAGUUUAAGUGUGUUGAUGAUGGGGCUCAUCGUUUGAAAUAA
Molecule: messenger RNA, 528 nt
Organism: Prunus armeniaca (apricot)
Lineage: Eukaryota; Viridiplantae; Streptophyta; Magnoliopsida; Rosales; Rosaceae
Source: the annotation of a GenBank genome assembly